This is a messenger RNA of Fomitopsis serialis, 2238 nucleotides long. RefSeq names its product SacI homology domain-containing protein. Gene Ontology annotation, cellular component: intracellular membrane-bounded organelle. The record is from RefSeq and is a predicted model, not a curated record. Gene Ontology annotation, biological process: phosphatidylinositol dephosphorylation. The transcript is spliced from 16 exons. Gene Ontology annotation, molecular function: phosphatidylinositol-3,5-bisphosphate 5-phosphatase activity. NCBI's taxonomy places the organism in Eukaryota, Fungi, Basidiomycota, Agaricomycetes, Polyporales, Fomitopsidaceae. Bases 1 to 2238 code for a protein of 745 amino acids.
AUGGCAAGCUCAAGCACUGCAGUGGCGAAGGCACUGUCGCCUACAGGCAGCAGGAAACCGUCUCUGCCCCCGCUUGAGAUACCCACACCUCUUCACUCGGACAACGCAGAAGUAGUCUCGGAUACCAGCGAGACGGUAACACCAGUCUCACAACACUCACUGUCGUCUGUACCAGGAUCAUCGAUACCCGAAAGUCACGUAGAGGUUGCCUCUUCCCAGUCUCACGAGAGCAAGCCACAGUCGUUCAUAGCUGCUGCCUCCACAACCCCUCCCUCCGUCAACCCAGCGCCUCACACCGAAGACCAGUCUCUUGUUUUCAACAAGUUCAUUCUAUACGAGAACCGGCUGCGCUUCUACAUUGUCGCAUCUAACACGUCCGACUCACGACACAAGAUCAUCAAGAUCGACAGGACCUCGCAGGAUGAACUGGAGGUAGUCGAGGAUGAGGCCGUCUACAGCGGGAAGCAGAUGAGCGCCAUGCUCAAGAUGCUCGAGGAUGGGAACCGGGGCAGCGGAGGCCUUGGGCGAGCGAGGGUGUUCUUCGGCAUCGCUGGUUUCGUGCAGUUCACGGCGGGGUGGUACAUGAUUGUGAUCUCGAAACGCUCUGUGGUCGCGCUGCUCGGUGGGCACUACAUCUACCACUGUGAGAGCACGGACAUCCUGCCGGUGUGCUUCAACCACAAGAUCGACAAGCCUGCAGAGGAGCAACGCCUCAUGAACAUCUUCAAGCAAGUCGACAUGUCCAAGAAUUUCUACUUCAGUCACCAGCUCGAAGAACCACUGGCUAUUGCCCUGAUUCACGGGCAUGUCGAUCAGGCUAAACUCACCGUGCUCGGACGUGUUAUCUUCAUCACCCUCAUCGCCCGGCGGUCCAGGCAUCAUGCCGGCGCACGCUACCUCAAGCGCGGCGUGAACGACGAAGGCAACGUAGCCAACGAGGUUGAGACGAGCAGAUCGUCUCCGAGACGCUCACCACCCGUUCUACUACCCUGCGCGGCGCACCCCGGACGGCGAACACCAAAGCCGGCGACCAGCCCCAACUUCACGAGCUACGUGCAGUACGAGGCAGCAUCCCGUCUAUGGGCACAAGAGACCAACAGCAUGAGUCCCAAGCCGCCCAUGAGACGUCAUGGACCCGUUCUACACUGCCGCGUCCCGACACUUGCCGAUCUAUUCGCGCGGUACGGCGCACCGCUGAUGCUGCUCAACCUCAUCAAGAAGCGCGAGCCCGUCCCGCGCGAGAGCAAGCUGGCGUCGAGUACCAGCAAUGACGGCUUCUUCCACUCUGGGCCGGAACCCUUCUCGCAUGCACUCGACAUCGAAGCUGAGCUGAACGCGUCAGACAGGUCAUGGCGUGGCACGAUGCUGCUGCAGAACGGCAUCUGUCGGACCAACUGCGUAGACUGCCUCGACCGAACGAACGCCGCGCAGUUCGUCUUUGGAAAGCGCGCGCUCGGCCACCACUUGAACAUGCUCACCGAGAUGUACCACGAUCACGGUGACAGUUUGGCCCUCCAGUACACCGGGAGCGCCCUCGUCAACCGUGUCGAGACCUACCGCCGCAUGCCCCACUGGAACAGCCAUUCACGCGACAUCAUCGAGAACCUCCGCCGGUUCUACGCCAACUCCCUCCUCGACGCCGAUAAGCAGGCCGCCAUCAACCUCUUCCUGGGAUCAACCCCGAGCGCGCCGUCGCACGCGCGCCGCAGAGGGGCAAAUUGCGAGCGUGGGAUCAGCCAGUUCAUCAAUACUCGGGGCGACUUCUGGAUCGAGUAUUAUAAGCCGCUGUUGUUUACCUCUUUGGGGAAGCACUUUGCGUUUUCGAUGAACAGCACGCUGAAGCUGCCUGGCAAAACCGCGCGAGAUAUCAAUCACAGUCCUUUUCUGCCCCAAUACAACCCAUCAUCGCAUCAUCAUCACCAUCCGAAGCUGAUGGACGGAGUACGGCGCUGGAUGCGCUCUAGCCCAAAGGGCUCACACAUGUCUCCCGUGGACGGAGUGGCACGUCCACGCUCCCGCUUCGUCGGCAACGCAGUAGAGCUGGAUCCAACUUCCACUGAGGCAAUCGCUACGCAGCUCCUCAACCCAAACGUGGCGCCGAAGGAAGAGGACGAAUACCAAGAAUACGUCAACCAGUACGAAGAGCUGCUUGUGACAACUGACGACGGCGUGGCUCGUGACGACCUCGAGAAGUACCAGAGCGGGUGUUCAUCGCCCACGGAUAUGAGCAAGAAGUGA